AUGGCAGAGCGGGCCCGCACGUGGCUGGCAAACGUGGAUGAGAACACUAAGAUGCCUUUGAGCUUGGAAGAGCAGGACUGGGUCACGGCCUGCGGCGGCAGGAACUUUGUGGCGCCGGCCUGGGUCACCGUCACGCACGCGCAGGUGGAUGUGCUAGUGCAGGCGCGGCAGAGGCACCCGCACCCCGUGGCCCUCUUUCCGGAGGCGGCAGGGCGCUCCAAAGGCUUGAGGCUGAAGGUGAAGCUGAUUGGAGCCUUCGGCCUCCGCAGCGCUUUCCUGCACCAGCGCAGCCAGACAUACUGCACCUGCGAGAUCCCUUUGAAGAAGGACUCCAAAGUCUCCUCGGAUAGAGCAGGGGGUGCGCCAAACCCAGAGUGGGGGAGUAGUCGAACCAUCAGAAGCUAUGCUCCAGGGGAUGCCUUGGUGCUGGAGGUCUACGGGGCCACCGAAGAUGCCGAGCACUCGCCAAGGGUGGACGAGCUCCUGGGCCGGGCCUUCCUGCCCGGCAAGAAGUUCUAUCCUGACGGCUUCGACGGCUUGCUGAAUCUCACGCUUGGCCCUCGCCAGGGACAGGCUUCGGAGCUGCCACGGCCUUUCCUCACAAGCUGCUGUGAAGCAAGCAGCACAACUGCGCUGCGCUUGCCGGCCAUGAUGAUGCCGUGUAUUCCGGUCGCCAUGUCGCAGACGGCCCUGCAAUGGGCCAAUUGCGCCUGGACUGGCGUGAUGUUGUUGCAAUUGUGCACAGUCUAUUUCACCUGGGAUGCGGUAGACUUCAUGGCCAAGCAGUGGCAAAGUAGCUCCGCGGCCAUCCGCAACGCCAAGCAUGCAACCGUGCUGAGCUGGCCCUUCAAGGGCGCAGUGGAGGUCUACAUGUUCGACAGCUGCAGCGAGGAGGGCUUGAUGUCGCUCCAGGAGUAUGCCCAGAACGCCUCGCAGGAUACCCACGCCGAUUUCUGCAACGUCAGAACAAUAGAUGGCCAGCGGGUGUUCUAUCCCCCGGACAAAGUCAUUGAGCGUCAGAGGAACGCAUUCGGGGUGCUUGACGAAUUGAAGCCCUCGUCCUCCGACAAGGAAUUGAACUCCUCGUCCUCCGAGGGCGAGGGAGCAAACAGCUCGGCCGAGUCGCGGCGCUUGUUGUCCACCGAGGAGGUGGCGUCCAUGGCGUUGAGUUUCAGCAGCACAUCUCAGGAGGUCCUUUUCGACAUGAGGAAGAUCAUCUGGCAGAUGGUGACGACCGAGCCGCUCGUCAUCAAGCACUCCUGCGAUGGCGCGAACGUGACCUUCGGCAGGGUAAAUCUCUUGAAUAGAUAUCUCAACAUGAUCAUCAUGAACAACCUGGCCCAUAACAAGGCAGAGGCCCUGAAAAGGAAGCGGCGGGAAGUGAUGGCGAAGCUGAAGAGCAGGCUCCGAGCUGGAGACGGAGCAGAGGGAGCCGGAGAUGACGGAGACGACGGCGACGUAGUAGACGGAGACGGAGAUGGAGACGGAGAUGGAGACGGAGAAGAAGAAGACGGAGAAAUAAGUACUGCAGUAGCGACGGUGCGCAUGGCAGAAUAUUGGCUGUUGAAAUAUGCCUUUCUCGCUUGCCUUGUGGCGCGGUUUGUCCUCAACAAGCUGCACGCCAUCAUCGGCUGUCUCUGUGAAAGUAUGGACGCCAUUCACAUCGACUCCUGGCGAUCUCGCUGUGACAGGCGCCUGGAGGCCGUCAUGCUACAUGCGAUGUCAGCGGUGCUCUGUGUUUGCCUGCAGGUGGUGCAGAGCACUAUGUUCAUCACGGUGUGGCGGAGCGGCCACGCCCUGGUCCCGCACGUGCCGGUUCUCUCUUUGGUAAUGAUGACCAUUUUAUUGGGCAUUUUUGCGGUGAUCAAUGAGCUGGACAAGUUCUUCCACUGGUCCAUGAGAUAUUGCAACGUUUUCCUGCGUCUGGUGUUUUGGGUCAUUGUGGUGACGCUCUUUGUGGUCAUGGGCAUCCCGGUGAUGUAUGUGACCUUUGUAAAGCUCUUCUUCCUUUUCCAGGUCUUCACGUGCCACCUCAAUGACGAGGAGAGCGCGAUGAUGUCCCCGGAGUUCGCAGAAGCCGCCGCACGCUGCUGCUGGGCGACGCCGUGGUUCGUCCUAUUUGCAGCCGUCGAGGUGAUCAUUACUUGGAUGAUCGAGUGCUAUGAGACGGAAAGGGAGAAGAAUCCGCAUGUAGCGCCACGCCCGGUGAAAGCGCAGUACACAGUUAUCAUGGCCGCAUAG
Effrenium voratum is the source of this 2241-nucleotide messenger RNA. The record is from the annotation of a GenBank genome assembly. Lineage: Eukaryota; Dinophyceae; Suessiales; Symbiodiniaceae.